This is a messenger RNA of Pogona vitticeps (central bearded dragon), 894 nucleotides long. It is a transcript of the gene PPP1R1C, whose product is annotated as protein phosphatase 1 regulatory inhibitor subunit 1C. NCBI's taxonomy places the organism in Eukaryota, Metazoa, Chordata, Lepidosauria, Squamata, Agamidae. Gene Ontology annotation, molecular function: protein phosphatase inhibitor activity. Gene Ontology annotation, biological process: intracellular signal transduction. The record is from RefSeq and is a predicted model, not a curated record. Gene Ontology annotation, cellular component: cytoplasm.
GCUGCUGGUGCUGCCGCUGCUGUGGAUGUGGAAGAAGGGGGUUACUCAGCCCAGGCUGCUCCCCUCACUGACUCGGGAAUUACAGCCAUUAUUCAGGAGGGCUUGGCGUGGCUUCAGGGAGUGUGCCAGGGAGUAAUUGCAGAAACACAUCUCUGUCUCUCCUCUCAGGCGGUGCCGGACUGUUUUCCUCUUCAGGAUCCCGAUUCUUGCCAUGGAGCCUAACAGUCCGAAAAAGAUACAGUUUGCUGUGCCAGUGUUUCAAAGUCAAAUAGAUCCGGAAGCGGCAGAACAGAUCAGGAAAAGAAGGCCCACACCAGCAUCCUUAGUAAUCAUGACCGAUUCACCUCCAGAAACAGAAGAGAAAAGAAUGAACAACAAUUCUCAAGAUGACUCACAGAAUGCCUCCCCCAAACAGAGGAAGCAGAGUGUCUAUACCCCUCCUGCCAUGAAAGGGAUUAAGCAUCUAAAAAACCAGAAUGAAUCAGCAUUUCCAGAAGAAGAGGAAGGAGUCAACGAAAGAGAAGAAGGGUGGAGCCCCUAACUGGCACCAGGCAACUGUGGAAGGGCCUUUAUUGUCAAAAACUGAACUGCUAAAAAUUUCUGUACUUGCAAAUGGAACUCUUCUUGCUUACAUUCCUGACCCAAAGCAGUCUUCAUCUCAUUCAGUAUGCAGCAGAAGGAGGAUUUUUAUGGUGGAUUUUACAGCAACUUGCAGAAACAGUGUAUAUGACCUUAUAAUUGAAAAUAACAAUUUCUUUAAAUGCCAUUUUUUCUUUUUUAAAAAAUAAUGAUAAUAACAAUAAUUUCAGACAUAUAGCUGCAAAUAUGUUGUCUUCUUUAUCUUUAGUGCUGCCACAGCUUAAAUUCUGAAUGUGGGCUGCAGUCUAAGAUCAG